AUGGUGGUGUUGGGCCAGGUAGAUGCCGGUAAGUCCACCACCGUCGGCCACCUGGCCCGCGACUGCGGCGCCGUAGACCAGCACACCAUCGACCAACUGGGGGCUGAGGCCGCCGCGCUCGGGCGGUCCUCAUGCAAGUACGCCUGGGUGCUCGACCGGCUCAAGGCCGCGCGCGAGCGUGGCACCACCAUCGACGCCGCCGAGCUGACCUUGACCACCGCCAGCCGCCGCCUCACCAUCGUCGACGUGCCCGGCCACCGGGACUUCCUGCGCAACAUGCUCUUCGGCACCUCGGGCGCCGACGCCGCGCUGCUGGUCGUGCCCGCCGACCAGGCGGAGUUCGCCGCUGGCAUGUCGCAGUCCGCAACAUCGCAGGGCUUGACCCGCGAGCACCUGCGGCUGGCCUACGCACUCGGGCUGCGGCAGCUAGUGGUGGCCUGCAAUAAGAUGGACGCCGUGGGCUGGUCCGAGCGCCGCUUCGGCGUCGUGCGGGCCGAACUGGCCGCGCUGCUCAAGAAGGUCGGCUUCCGCCCCGAGAAGGUGGCCUUCGUGCCCAUCUCGGGCCUCCACGGUCACAACCUGGUCAACAACCAGGCGGCCGCCGCCGAUGAGCCACCACCUGUGACGAUGCCCUGGUACGCGGGUCCGACUCUGAUCGAGGCCCUCGACGCCAUCGAGCCCCCCGGGCGGCGCCUGCUGCUGGACCGUCCCCUGAGGGUGCCGCUCCAGGACGUGUACAAGAUCGGCGGCAUCGGCACGGUGCCGGUGGGUCGCGUGGAGAGCGGCGUGCUGUAUCCGGGCACGCCUAUCGUGUUCGCCCCGGGCAACAUCACCGGCCUUGUCCACAGCGCCGAGCAGUUCCACAACAGCAUGACCGAGGCCGGGCCGGGUGAAAACGUAGGGUUCAACGUGAAGCAGGUGUCGGUGCGCGACAUCCGCCGGGGCCACGUGGCCGGCGACGUGUGGCGCGACCCGCCGCUCGGGGUGUUGGACUUCACGGCGCUGAUUGUCAUCACCAACCACUCGGGCCGCAUCGAGGUGGGCUACACGCCCGUGGUGGACUGCCACAUGGCCCAUGUCGCGUGCACCUUCAAGGAGCUGGUGGCGCGACUGGACCGGCGCACAGGCCGGACGCUCGAGGCGCGGCCCAAGUGGCUCAAGGCGGGCGACGCCGCGCUCGUGGUGCUGGCGCCGGUCAAGCCAUUGUGCGUGGAGGCGUUCGUGAACCACCCAGCGCUCGGUCGCUUUGCCGUGCGUGACAUGCAGCAGAACGUGGGCAUCGGGGUGAUCAAGUCCGUCACCCGCGAGCGACCAGUCCGGCCCGACGCUGUCGGCGAGUAG
Molecule: messenger RNA, 1341 nt
Organism: Acanthamoeba castellanii str. Neff
Lineage: Eukaryota; Discosea; Longamoebia; Acanthamoebidae
Product: translation elongation factor EF1, subunit alpha, putative
Exons: 1
Coding region: 1-1341 (446 amino acids)
Biological process (GO): translational elongation; translation
Molecular function (GO): GTP binding; translation elongation factor activity; GTPase activity
Source: RefSeq, a predicted model, not a curated record